Molecule: messenger RNA, 5397 nt
Organism: Zalophus californianus (California sea lion)
Lineage: Eukaryota; Metazoa; Chordata; Mammalia; Carnivora; Otariidae
Gene: GK5
Product: glycerol kinase 5
Exons: 16
Coding region: 108-1712 (534 amino acids)
Biological process (GO): glycerol-3-phosphate biosynthetic process; triglyceride metabolic process; glycerol metabolic process
Cellular component (GO): mitochondrion
Molecular function (GO): glycerol kinase activity
Source: RefSeq, a predicted model, not a curated record
GGCCAGGGGGUGCGGCCCCGCGGGGCGCGCUCGGCCCCCGAAGUGCGGGCCUUUGUAAACGCGCCUUCUCCGCACGCGGUUGUUGCGGAGAGGCUUGCAGGGUCGGGAUGUUGGGGGUGCGCGCGGUCCAGGAGCAGAGGCGCCCGGAGCAGAGCGCGGCGGGCCCGUCUCCCGCACGCUUUGUGCUGGGGCUGGACGUGGGCAGUUCGGUGAUCCGCUGCCACGUCUAUGACCACGCGACGCUGAUUCGCGGCUCCAGCGUGCAGAAGAUAGAAAAUCUUUAUCCUCAAGCUGGCUGGGUUGAAAUUGAUCCCGAUGUUCUCUGGCUUCAGUUUGUAACUGUAAUAAAGGAAUCUGUUAAAGCUGCAGGAAUAGAGAUGAAUCAAAUUGUUGGUCUUGGCAUUUCAACACAGAGAGCAACUUUUAUUACGUGGAACAAGAAAACAGGAAAUCAUUUUCACAACUUCAUUAGUUGGCAAGACCUGAGAGCUGUUGAACUUAUAAAAUCUUGGAAUAAUUCCCUCAUAAUGAAGCUAUUCCAGAGUUCCUGCCGAGUGCUGCACUUUUUCACUAGAAGUAAACGAUUUUUAGCCGUCAGUUUGUUCAGUUUCACAAACCAGCAUGUUUCUUUGAGACUGGCCUGGAUUUUACAGAACGUGGUUGAGGUGCAAAAGGCAAUUGAAGAAGAUAAUUGCUGCUUUGGGACUAUUGAUACCUGGUUGUUACAUAAGCUCACAAAAGGUUCUGUAUUUGCCACGGAUUUUUCAAAUGCCAGCGCAACUGGACUAUUUGACCCUUUUAAGAUGCGUUGGAACCGGCUCCUUACUUCCAUGCUUUCGAUACCACUGUUUAUCCUGCCUCCUGUGAGGGAUACGAGCCACAAUUUUGGAUCAGUGGAUGAAGAGUUAUUUGGUGUGCCUAUACCAAUAGUGGCCUUGGUCGCCGAUCAGCAGUCAGCCAUGUUUGGAGAGUGCUGCUUCCACAUAGGAGACGUGAAACUAACCAUGGGAACUGGGACAUUUUUGGAUAUUAAUACUGGAAAUAGCCUUCAGCAUACUAUUGGAGGCUUUUAUCCACUAAUUGGGUGGAAGAUUGGCCAAGAAGUUGUAUGCUUAGCUGAAAGCAAUGCAGGAGACACUGGUACUAUCAUCAAAUGGGCUCAAGAAUUAGAUCUUUUCACAGAUGCUGCUGAGACUGAAAAAAUGGCCAAAAGUUUAGAAGAUUCUGAAGGAGUCUGUUUUGUUCCAUCUUUUAGUGGAUUGCAGGCUCCAUUAAAUGACCCCUGUGCAUGUGCCUCUUUUAUGGGUUUGAAGGCUUCCACCAAUAAAUACCAUCUCGUACGAGCAAUAUUGGAGUCAAUAGCUUUCAGAAACAAACAGUUAUAUGAGUUGAUGCAGAAAGAGAUCCAUAUCCCUGUGACAAAAGUCCGGGCAGAUGGAGGAGUUUGUAAGAACAAUUUUGUUAUGCAGAUGACUUCAGACCUGAUUAAUGUGAAUAUAGAGAGACCCAUCAACUUAGACAUGUCCUGCCUUGGUGCAGCUUUUCUAGCUGGCCUUGCUGUUGGGUUUUGGACUGACAAGGAGGAACUAAAGAAACUGAGGCAAAGUGAAGUGGUUUUCAAGCCACAAAAGAAAUGGCAAGAAUAUGAAAUGAGUAUGGAAAACUGGGUCAAAGCAGUGAAACGCUCCAUGAAUUGGUAUAACAAGAUGUAGCUCUAACUGGAACGACUGAAACCAUAUACGGCUAGUUGAUACGACACGCAGAUGAGACACAGCUCAGGGAUAAUAACCAAUACGACAAUGACUGAGAAGAUUUCAGAUGAGCUCUGCAACCUGAGAGAAAAAACAUUGCUUUUUUGAAUACGAAACAAAACAAAAAAUCCCUCAUUUUAAAAUCUAAACCUUGGUAAGAUUGUAAGGCAACAGUACCUCAAAACUUUGUAUCUUCUGUUUUGUAGCAAAUUCCAAAGGACGUUCGCCAUUUCCAGCCAUAUUUUGACAGCUGUGGGUCUUCCUCCUUUUUAUACUCGGUCAGCGAUACAUACGAACGUAAUUGUUUACUAUCUGAGUUAAUAGUUCUGGGUCAAGCAUCAUUCAUGUUUUGUUCCAAAAUUAACAAGUGUUCCUUUAAUUCUUUAAAAUUAAAUGGGCUAUAUGAAGUUCACAUAGCUAGAAAGAAAGACUCACUGAGGAAAUGUGGAAUUUUGCAACAUUAAUAUUUUAUAUUUAAAGCCAUAAUUGUUCAAUACUAUAUCCAAAUAUGAGCUCGAUAUAGGCUCACAUAGGCUUAUUGUUAGUCAUUUCUUUCCUUUAUUGGGCUUAAAGACACUGCCUUAGUUUUUCCUUGUUUUCACCAAAAUCUGAGCAUUCUUUUUGUAUUGAAAAAAUAACUUUAGUGAAUGAAACUACAGAGGGUAAUGAUUCAUAAGGAAAAAGAAAAUAUUUUCUUUCUCAAAUAUUUGAAAGAAAAGGAUUUCUUUCAAAAACUUCUGGCUAGAGUGUAACAUCCCAUUUUUUACAAAAUGCGGGUAGUGGAUAUAAAUCUUGCUUUGCUCUUCCUGUUCUUUAUCUUUGUUGUUGAAAUGCUUGCAUAAAUAUCUUUUGCUUUUAUUAAGUGCCUAAUUGACAGAGCUUAAUUUGAAGAAAAUGCCCUAAUUCAUUGGUGACAUAAGAAUUGUCUUCAUUGGGGUAUUUCACUUAUCCAGGUAUCUUUUACUUCCGUUCAAUCUAUUCAUUUCUGUGAGAUAGGAGCAGUGGGUAGCUGACAGAGGUAAUGGGAGUGUAUUCGUGCAAAUGAUUGCCCUACAGUUACUGGGCCAGAGCUCCACAGAGAGGAGCAGGGACAGUUCCACAUUCUCAGACUUUCCUGAUAGAAACAAAUGUAAAAGAAUCAAGAGUUGUGAGUAGCUUCAGGCCCCAUGUAAAACUGUCCUAUGGCAGUAGACUACCCUCCAGCUUGUUCUUAUGUUAUUUGCCCCUCCCUCCUCCACUUGGGCUAGGUUCCAUUUCAAUUUGUAGCAAUAAUGAAUUUAUUUCCCUCUUAUUUGGGCUUUUUUAUAUAAAGGCCUACUGUUACAGAGCUAGUUGUUAAGUGCUAAUGUAACUUCAAAAGUGACUGUUACAGGGAAUUUUGUUGUUGCCAUCAUAUAUGUCCAUUUCAGUGACAGAUAUGAUAGAACUAGGUGUCACACUGCAUUUCUACAAAUUCCAUUUCAGUGAACUUUGUCUUCUUGAAGUAUUAAAGUUUUUGAUGGAAUCAUAAUAGCCAAUAUAUAGUAUCAUUAACUCCAUUAAUUAAGAUUUGGAAAUAUUUUUGUGAAGUGGAGGUAUUUUGUUUACUGUAAAAAGUCAGAUUCCAUUAUGUAGAUAAUAUUCUUCUUUUUAUUCUUUUCAUUUUUCUUAUGUCCCUUUACAAAGCUUAGUGACCAAUUAUAGGCCGUUUUAUCAAAAUCAGAUCACACGCAAGCUGCUCCAUUGUUUUACUGUUUCUUACAGAUUCUGCUUCUCAGUGGGUAUAAUUUCAUAGUAAAGAACUGUCUCUGUGUUAGGAUAUACUGAAUUGUAAUAUUAUUAAUACUUAAGAAUUUGUUAGCUCAUUUCUUUUUCAUAUUCUCUUUCAUCAACCACAAAAUAAAGGAUAAAUACCUUUUAGAUAAUGUGAAAAAGUAAUUGUGAACAUGUCUCAUCGGAAUUGAGCAUCUCCUCAAAAAUCAGUGGCUAAUUUUUUCUUCUGUUAGUCUAGAAUUAAUCUUUUAUUUUUACUACGUCUGGCUGUUUUUUAGUGACACAAUUUAGUAGAUCUUUUGCCAUAUUUGACCUGAAUCAGAAACGUGACCACAUUUGCUUUUGUGGUUGUAGAAACAGUUGACAUUCAAAAUCAGUUGAGCAAAAAAAUUUAUCGUUUCCAUCCUCCAAGUUUAUUUUCAUUUAUAUGCUAAUAUUUGCAUAUUUGCAGUUUAAAAUAUUUGCAGUUUAAAAAAAUUUGUGCUAACAUUUCUCAGCAUGUUUUAUUUUCCCAUUAUGGAUCAAUCAGAUAUUUUUAGGAGGUCUGUAGCUAUCUUUUUAAGUAGGAGAAUGUUUCUGUACAAUCCUUCUUAAAGUGGUACUAAAUGCUUUCAUACCUAGACUUACUGAUUUUUAAUUGUUUUAUAUCCCACCAUAAUACGGUUUCUCAAUCUCAGCAUUAUUGACAUUUGGGACAGGUAAUUCUUUGUCUUGGGUUGUUGUACUGUGCAUUAUAGGGUAUUUGGCAGCUCUUUACCUGCUAGCUACCAGUAGCAUCCCCCUAGUUGUUGUGGUUAAAAAUGUUUCCUAGCACUGCCAAAUGGACCCCAGGAGGCAGUAUCACCCCCAGUUGAGAACCACUAAUACACAAUCUUAGAAGAAAAUUGAAGACUCAGCAAAUGUAGUGUGUCUAUCAUGCUCCUUUUCUCUCUGCCUCAUUUUACCUUAGGAAAUGGUAGUUAGCAAAAAGAGGUGGUUGUAUCUUAAAAUAAAUAGGGUUUCUACUUUACUGGUUAAUGAGGCAAAAAAAAGAAAAAUCUUAUGUUGUAAUUGUCUUCUGCUGUUUUUACUCACUCACCCCUGUCCCCAUUCCUGCAUCCUCUGUGGUCUUAAUGAGUGGGUUUAUGACUUCAGUAUAGGAUUAAUGUAGUCUGCAGAGCAUCUUGAUUUUAUCUGCCUUUUUGCUUCCUUUUCAUCUCUGAACAAAAGAGAUGAUCACUCUCUUUUAUCUGCCUCUGUGUAAGAUUCCCAUCAAACUGGAAGUUCCGCAAAAGCAGAAACCAUGUCGGGUGCGUCAGUGGCUCAGUUGGUGAAGCGACUGCCAUCGGCUUAGGUCAUGAUCCUCGAGUCCCAGGUUCAAGUCUGCAUCGGGCUCCCUGCUCAGUGGGGAGUCUGCUUCUCCCUCUGACCCUCCCCCCUCUCAUGCUCUCUCUCUCUCUCUCUCUCUCUCUCUCUCAUAUAAAUACAAUCUAAGAAAAAAAAGCAGAAACCAUGUCUGCUUCCACAGAACUUAACUGUGUGCCUUCCUAUUGAUACGGUGAAUUUUUACUUUAUAAGUGCAACUUUUUUUGCAUAUGUAUUUUAUCCCUGAUUUAUAUACAUUUGUUGGUAAGGAACAGCUUAUAUUUGUUGCAAGUAAAAUAUAUUUUGUUGGAUUAAGAAGGACAACAGUUGACCCUUGAACAACAUGGGUAUGAACUGUGCAGGUCCACUUAUAUGCAGAUUUUUUCCAUAAAUAUAUGUACCAUACUGUGAAUGUAUUUUCCUUAUGAUUUUCUUAAUAACAUUUCCUUUUCUCUAGCUUACUUUACUGUAAGAAUACAGUGUAUAAUGCCUAUAACAUACAGACUAUGUGUUAAUUGUUUGUAUUAUCAGUAAAGAUUCUGGUCAACAA